Messenger RNA from Cyphellophora attinorum, 1131 nucleotides. RefSeq lists its product as uncharacterized. The coding region runs from base 1 to 1131 and encodes 376 amino acids. The transcript has a single exon. Lineage: Eukaryota; Fungi; Ascomycota; Eurotiomycetes; Chaetothyriales; Cyphellophoraceae. The record is from RefSeq and is a predicted model, not a curated record.
AUGGCGCCACGCAUCCCAUCCGACAGCACAGUCGGCUCGAGCAGCCAUGCCUCCUCCCGCAUGGACAUCGACGACCCCGUCUCUCGCCGCACCUCAGUCACGAACAUCUCCAUCCACGACGCCCAACAGGAAGAACUCGAAGACCGCUUCGACUUUCUCACAAAUGCCCUCAACACAAUCCGCUUCGAUGCGCAGCGUGACCUCAAUCUGCAGCCCAAGUCCACACAGCUAGCGCUGAGUACAAAGACUAGACCGAUCUUCAAGGCGUAUGGGAAGCAUGGCUCUGAGGCGCAGUUGAGCAAGGACAUCAAGGAGUUUUUGGGCUCGCAUAACAAUACACGGGGUCUUACUGUUUGGAGUCCUGAGGAGGCAGCGACGAAAGAGAAGGCGGCGAACGGGCGCAUGACACACCUAAAGCUCCUCACCGCUGCGCGCGCGCUCGAUGCUGCACAACGCGAGGCUAUCGCUCGAGAUGAAGACCCGGCUCUGAUCGACCCCACAACCGUCGAGAAUGCAGAUAUCAACAACUCACCGCUCGACGGCCGUCGCACUUUAGUCAACGACGAGGAGUCCCUCGAGCUGGUUCAGGAGAUGGAGUUUGAGCCCGCCAAUAUCCGCAUCUCGUUCCCCGAGGAGGUCGCUGGGAAUAUCCCGCCCGAGAUCCUUACCACCACGAACAAUAUCCUAAACUUGUUGAAUGCGCAGGCCAAUGCGAGACUGGAGGGCUAUGUCGCCAAGUACAUCACCUUACACCCAAGCCCACUGCAGACCCGCAACGGCUACGGCAUCUUGCGUCUGGGUUUGCACGAGGAGUACGCACAGCAGGCCAGCAACCUCUUUGCCACUGCACAGACCAACAACGAUGGUCUGAUGUUCGAGCAAGGCCAGAGAAGCUGGUUGAGGGAGUGUUUUGAUCAUCUGGGUGUGAAGAGGGAAGGGGGAAGGCAAGGGGAAAUGACGGAGCGGGAGAGAGGGCUGAUUGCGAGGGCGGUGGGGCUUGAUGAAGAUGCGGUGGAGGGCUGGUGGGAGAAGAUGGCUGUUGAGACGAGGGGAAGGAAGGGGAUGGCGGUGUGGAUGAGGGCGAGGGAGUUGGAGUUGGUUAGGAAGGCGAAGCUUGAGGGCAGAUACUGA